Molecule: messenger RNA, 2584 nt
Organism: Megalobrama amblycephala (Wuchang bream)
Lineage: Eukaryota; Metazoa; Chordata; Actinopteri; Cypriniformes; Xenocyprididae
Gene: meis3
Product: myeloid ecotropic viral integration site 3
Exons: 14
Coding region: 1043-2290 (415 amino acids)
Biological process (GO): positive regulation of cell population proliferation; animal organ morphogenesis; eye development
Molecular function (GO): RNA polymerase II cis-regulatory region sequence-specific DNA binding; DNA-binding transcription activator activity, RNA polymerase II-specific
Source: RefSeq, a predicted model, not a curated record
GUAUUUUUUUGAAUAUUAAUUUGUUUUAAUUUUUAAUACCAACACCAUUAACCCCUUCCCCCAAUCUGUAUUUCAUUGUAAGCAUUUAAAUACAACAACAACAACAACACAAAAUGUAUAGAAUGUGAAACAUUUUAUUUUAAAACUGCAAACAAUUUGUAAUUUAUUAUUGUGAUUUUACAAUACCUCAGUCUAAUAAUCUCUUUAUAUUUUUACAUAGACACUGACAACUUAUACUGUCCCCUCAAUUUAUUCCCUCAAGCACAUUUUAAAGUGGUUAAACUAACAACUCACACUGUGUUACAGCUCAAUAAACAAUGCUGACUAUUAGUAAUUAAAAAAACACUGUCACACUUUACCAUCUAUUAAAAAGAAGACAUAGAAAUUAUGUGGCUAUUUUGACACAUUCUGGUUAUCAAACUUAAGUGGAACAUAUACUUAACCUGUACAACAACUCUAGUUAGUUUGUUAGGACAGAUGGGAAUUAAUGCGUCUUCAUUUAUCCAACAUCACAUUGGCACCAGUUGUUAAAUAUGCAAAAAUGACUCAAAAAAGUCAAGUUAGUUCUGAGAAAAUGUCUUUCAUUUGUUUGCAGAAGCCAUUUGCUUAUAUUUUCGAAUUCAAUACAUUUUAAAAUAAGUCUGCAAAUACUUUUUGGGGCCACUCUUUAUGAAUGUGGUGGUCCUGUGUGUAGCAUAUAUGACGCGUUUGGAGAAUAACGCAUGUGUGUGAGCUGCUCCAGACAGUGUUGCACAUUAUAGCCCACAAUAAUCAGACAAAAUGAUUCUACACCGGAAUAGCGAUGAUGAAACUCGCUCCAUCGCUCAUCGUGGAGAGACGCAUUUGAGCUCAACGCGUCGCUUCAUGGACAUCGAUAGCGCGAAAAGGACGCGACAUCAUCUCAAACGCGCCGCUAACGCUGGAUACUCGGCCCACUUCACGCUUCUGCUGCUCCAGUGUUUUUAAGAGAGUGUGUCUCAUCUGCCGGUCUGGUGUGUGUUGUCCUCCGUCAGUGAGUGUGUGAGCUCGGCUUCCGUAUCGCAUGGAGAAGAGGUAUGAGGAGUUGGUGCAGUACCCAGGCUCUGACGCCAUGCCUGUGGGAGGCUACCGGGACGUCAUGAGGUCACUUCCUCCGCCUCACUAUGGCCACACUGUGCCUGACUCCCUGAAACACCACCGGGACCAGAUCUACGGUCAUCCGCUGUUUCCACUCCUGGCUCUGGUAUUUGAAAAGUGUGAGCUUGCCACUUGCUCACCACGAGACUCCACCUCCAUGUCAAGCUCCGCCCACCUCCUCGGCAUGACCAAUCACAGCGACGUCUGCUCCUCUGAAUCGUUCAAUGACGAUAUCGCAGCCUUCGCCAAACAAAUUCGAUCAGAGAAACCCAUCUUUUCAUCAAAUCCAGAACUGGAUAAUCUGAUGAUCCAGGCCAUUCAAGUUCUACGGUUUCAUCUAUUAGAGCUAGAAAAGGUUCAUGACCUCUGUGAUAAUUUCUGUCAUCGCUACAUCACCUGUCUCAAGGGCAAGAUGCCCACUGAUUUGGUGCUGGAGGAUCGGGAGGGAGGAUCCAAAUCUGACAUGGAAGAUUUCACUGGUUCUUGCACCAAUCUGUCAGAACAAAAUCAGUCUUGGUUGCGUGACCCAGAUGACUGUGUGUCGACCCCCUUGGGCACCCCCAGCGCCUCCUGUGGCCUCACCUCACACAGCGUGGAGAACUGCAGCGAUGCCGGAGAUGGGUUGGAUGGAAGCGUGGCGUCGCCCAGCACAGGAGAAGAAGAUGAAACGGACAGAGACAGACGAAACAACAAGAAAAGAGGAAUCUUUCCCAAAGUUGCAACGAACAUUAUGAGAGCAUGGCUCUUUCAGCACCUGUCGCAUCCGUACCCAUCUGAAGAACAGAAGAAACAGCUCUCCCAAGACACGGGUCUCACCAUACUGCAGGUCAACAACUGGUUUAUAAAUGCCAGACGCAGAAUAGUCCAGCCAAUGAUUGACCAAUCAAAUCGCUCAGGCCAGAGUGCUCCGUACAGUCCGGAGGGGGCGGCUCUAGGAGGAUAUGGGCUAGAUGCUCAGUCUCAUUUAGGUCUUAGGACAGCAGGACUUCAGGGAAUGCCGUCCCUGCCCACAGAUUACCCCGGGGCCCUUCUGUCCCAGCCGGGAUACUCCCACGCUGGCCCAUCCUUGCACCCCUACCCCGGCCCCCACACUGCCAUGCUGCUCCAUCCACCGCCCCACAGCCACCCCGCCGAACCCCUCAUAGGACAAGGCCUUGACAUUCACGCCCACUAACCGAGAGCGGAGCAGGGGAGGGUGCGCUGAAAACGGGACGGAAGGGUACAUUGACUUUGCAGUACCGCACCAAACCUUCAGGGCAUCACCGCAGUCCACACAUAAUGACUCUGAGAAUGUCUUAAAUGCACUGACCUGGCAUCAUAUAAAUGUAUCAAUGUCCAUUUUAUGCACUCAGCUCCCAUGUCAAAUGCCUGACAGACUUGUUACAUUCCUUACAUACAUUACUCUCUGAUCUGCUCAUGACAAUGCUCUGAAUGCACUGUACCCAAUACAUCUAACUGCUAGUUUUAA